Messenger RNA from Peronospora matthiolae, 372 nucleotides. The record is from the annotation of a GenBank genome assembly. Lineage: Eukaryota; Oomycota; Peronosporomycetes; Peronosporales; Peronosporaceae.
AUGCUCCUGAACUCGGAAGCUCGAGGCGUGAUGCGGAUACUGACCGAGUCACUGGAACAAUUUGACCGCGUCAUUCGUCGCCGUCGCUUUGGUUUCCAGUCCUUCAUCUACUUUCCAAAAGUGAACGCCGACGCGUUGUUUGAACGGUGCUGUCUGGUCUGCAACAAGAGCUUCAGCCUCUUUCGUCGAGAGUUCGACUGCCAACUCUGUGGGCACAUGGUAUGCAACGACUGCUCGGAGCAGUACGACGUCGAGGUGCGUAUUGGAGAGAUCCGGAAAACCCGUUGCUGCAGACUGUGUGUGGUCCGGGUGGACGCCUGCAAGUACGACGACGAAGACUUGCUCCCAGCGCUGGGUCCCAUUAUUGUUUAG